Molecule: messenger RNA, 810 nt
Organism: Agrilus planipennis (emerald ash borer)
Lineage: Eukaryota; Metazoa; Arthropoda; Insecta; Coleoptera; Buprestidae
Product: ovomucoid-like
Exons: 8
Coding region: 74-754 (226 amino acids)
Molecular function (GO): protein binding
Source: RefSeq, a predicted model, not a curated record
GAAUUCGUAUAUAUAAGCAGGUAAACCUUUGCCACAUUGUUAUAUCAUACAUCUUUCCCUAUCAACAGGUGACAUGAAUACGAGUUCAGUUAUACUUUUCGUCGCUUUCGUGGCUCUAUCCUGGAGCUGCGGGGAAGCCCAGAAUCCGAAUUGUUUUAAUUGUUCGAACCAGUUCAUACCUGUUUGUGCCCGUGAGUCGUCAAGAGGCACUCAAAGACAAUUCAGAAAUCUUUGUUAUAUGAACCAAUACAACUGUUUAAUAGGAACAAACUACACAUUCGUCAGAUUUGGUCGUUGUCUAGCUUCUGACGGUUCUGAAAUACCGGACAACUCUAACGAAACAGCACCUUUAAAACAAGCCAACGAAUGUGCCACUUGUUCGGGCAAAUUCAAACUUCUUUGUGGUCAUGAUGAGACAGGCAAUAGUAGAACAUUUUCAAAUGCGUGUGCAUUGAAACGACACAAUUGUCUGACUGGAGACGACUACAAAUUCGCCGGAUAUGGCCGUUGUCUAGGUACUAAAUCCAUGAGCCAUGGCGAAACAGAAUCCUUAGACCAAGUCAAGGCAUGUUCGACUUGUUCGCGUAACUUCAAACCUCUUUGUGGUCAUGAUGAAAAAGGCAAUAGAAGAACAUUUUUAAGUGCGUGUGCAUUGAACCGACACAAUUGUUUGACUGGAGACGAUUACAAAAUCCUCAAGAAAGGCUCCUGUUAUUCAGAAUUAGACAAACACCUACUUGCCGAAAUGAAUUAGGGAAAUCCGAAGAACUAUUUUAAUUAUGAUUGCAACAUACUUGGAACAAUAUACAG